UAGAUCUAAUUUAGAACGUUUAAUAUCUGAAAAGCCACAUUAUAAAGGAAAAGGUAAACUCAUGAGAAAUAACAUUAGAAGAAUUUGUUCUGGAGUAAGAUGCGCUAUUGUAAUGCGAAGUUCUGAACCCAAUAAAAUGACAGCAAUUAAAAAACUUAAACAGGAUAUACGGAAUGCCGGGAGACAUGUCCUUGGCUUACAUGAUUUAUGUUCCACAGAUUUUUGUAAAAAUAAGGAGAAAGAUACAGACAUAACAAAAUCAAAUGAUAAUAAAAUGGAAAAUAGCAAUAAUGAUGAAGAAGAUAUCAUAAUAAGCCAAUGCGAGUACUGGACUGAUUCUGUAAAAAAAUAUUCUGAAAGUGAAAUUGAAAUGUUAAGAAAGGGCGGUAAGACAAUAUCACCGAAAAAUUUUAAUAUUGAAGAGUUGUUAAGAGACAUUUUUCUAUUUCUGAAUCGUCUAUCUGAAAAGGCAAACCGUUUGAUUGGUAACUUUACAAGUAAUUUAGCCGAGUCCUGGAUGAGCAUUAAAUGUAAAUUUGAAGGGGGUAAAAUGUUCAAUAAAUGCUUCCGUGGUUCAUUUUACGCAAGAUGUUAUGGUGGAGCGUUGAGGUCUUUGCUAGGUCCAGCAUGGUCACCACAAGUUUACAAUCAACUUACAGGUAAACGCCCUGACAGAGUUUUUAUUAACACUUAUAGACAAAGGUUUGUACGCUACAGAUGUACCAAACGUGCCAAAGGUAGUGAAAUAAACAGGAACAAAAGGAAAUUGAAGAAAAUGAAAGCAUCUGUUGAAAGCAGCAGUAAGAAAGCAAGAAAAGAAUAUGGCGAAACUGUGCUGCAAGAUACAGCUGAUAUCAGUCCAUCACAAUUAAAAAAGGAAUGUGAUACGUUUUAUAAAUCAACAAUAUCUACAUGCAAUAGUAAAUUAAUUGAACAGCAUACACGUGGUCAGUCAAGUAAUAUUAACUGGUUUGCUGAAAGAAAGAAAAGACUCACAAGUUCUGUAUUUGGAGAAGUGAUGUCAAGAUCACAAAAUAAUAACCGUCCCAAUUUAGUGAAAAGGCUUUUGUAUUCCAACUUUAAAGGAAACAUGUAUACUUUGAAAGGGUUAAGUGAAGAGGAUAAUGCAAGAAUUGAAUACAUUAAUUUGAAAGAAAAAGAAGAAAAUCUUAAAUACAAAAUUGAUAUUCCGGGUCUAAUUGUUGACAAACUGAAUCCUUAUUUAGCAGCCUCCAGCGAUGGUGUCGUAGUUGGAUCCAAAGGUCCUGAAGGUCUCAUUGAAAUUAAAACUUUAUUACAGAACAAAAAAGCAAUGAUCAAAGAAUCAGCAGAAAAUGAUAAAGCCUUUUGUUUGUCAGUGCAGAAUGGCAUUAUUCAACUGAAAAAAAAUCAUAAAUAUUUUUAUCAAAUACAAGGUCAGAUGAAUAUUAUGAAUUUCAAAUGGUGUGAUCUAAUAAUUCGAAGAGUAAAUCCACAUGAUAUGUUUAUUCAGCGCAUAUACUGUGAUACAGAAUUAUGGAGAAAUGUUAUGAUUCCCAAAUUAAAGGCUUUCUAUUUCACCCACAUGCUACCUGAAUUAGCAGUUCCAAGACAUGGUACUCUAUCUGGAAUAAGAAAACCUGAAUUACCAUGGUUUUGUGGUACAUCCUGCAAGAGAUCAGAGAAAAAGAACUGUAAGAGAAUUGAAGGUGACAAAUUGGACUAAAAAGACUCACAUACUCAGAUUAAGACAGACACAGAUAUUUACAUUGCAACCCCAUUAAUACCAACACCAACACAAUCAAGUAAAAGAUCAACACGUUUGAGAAAAUUAAAAUUCCUUGGAAGGAGAAUCAACCACCAGUGGACAGAAUCAGAUGGCUCUCUGAAUUGGUACAAAGGCACCGUGCUUUCUGUUUCUUCUGGAAAAGACGGAAAUCCUGAUGCAGUAUAUGAGGUGCUAUAUGAAGGCGAAGACGCGUCAUAUGAAGUAGAUUCUUUGAUCAAAGACUAUAAUGAAGGCACCUUAACUUUCAUAGAUUUGUAAUGGUAAUGGAGAUUCAGUGUCACUAAAAUAGAUGUUACUUUAAAAGUUUUCAUUCAUCAUAUCACAUAUUUAUCAUUGGAAGGAACAUUAUUUUGACAUACAAGUUAC
Ruditapes philippinarum (Manila clam) is the source of this 2134-nucleotide messenger RNA. RefSeq lists its product as uncharacterized. The transcript is spliced from 4 exons. The record is from RefSeq and is a predicted model, not a curated record. Bases 62 to 1705 code for a protein of 547 amino acids. Lineage: Eukaryota; Metazoa; Mollusca; Bivalvia; Venerida; Veneridae.